AUGCUGGGAGGCCUGGGGAAGCUGGCUGCCGAGGGCCUGGCCCACCGCACUGAGAAGGCCACCGAUGAAGCUGUUCACAUUGUGGAGGAGGUGGUGAAGGAGGUUGUGGGACACGCCAAGGAGGCUGGAGAGAAAGUGAUUGCUGAAGCCUUAAAGAAAGCCCAAGAGUCAGGGGAAAAAAUUGUGAAGGAAGCCACUGAAACAGUGACCAACACAGUCACAAAUGCUGUUACACAUGCGGCAGAGGGCCUGGGCAAAUUGGGACAGUGA
Orycteropus afer afer is the source of this 270-nucleotide messenger RNA. RefSeq names its product family with sequence similarity 25 member A (gene FAM25A). Lineage: Eukaryota; Metazoa; Chordata; Mammalia; Tubulidentata; Orycteropodidae. The coding region runs from base 1 to 270 and encodes 89 amino acids. The transcript is spliced from 3 exons. The record is from RefSeq and is a predicted model, not a curated record.